Fusarium coffeatum is the source of this 1398-nucleotide messenger RNA. RefSeq lists its product as uncharacterized. The transcript is spliced from 8 exons. The record is from RefSeq and is a predicted model, not a curated record. NCBI's taxonomy places the organism in Eukaryota, Fungi, Ascomycota, Sordariomycetes, Hypocreales, Nectriaceae. Gene Ontology annotation, molecular function: aldehyde dehydrogenase (NAD+) activity. The coding region runs from base 1 to 1398 and encodes 465 amino acids.
AUGGACUUUACUACUUUCUAUAAUAUUAUCGCCGGUAACCCUCGUGGUUCCGAUACUACUACGUCGGGUACAAGCCCUCUCAAUCAAUCAUCUUUCUGGCCUGCUCCCGUGGCUACAGCAAACGACGUUGAAGAUGCCGUGCGCGCUGCAAAAGAAGCAUUUCCUGCGUGGUCUCAAACGUCUUACAAGCAGCGAACAGACCUUUUGGAACGAUUUGCCGACGUCUACCUUUCUCAUGCCAGCAACUUUUGUCAAUUACUUGCUACAGAGUGCGGAAGAUCAGUCGAAAAAGCAGCCAUCGAAGUGUAUUUUGCUGCACAAUGGCUGCGAUAUCCAUCUAAAUACAACCUUCCUGAAGAAGUGAUUGAAGACAAUGAGAAGACGGUUGUCAUUAGUCAUGAGCCUCUUGGGGUAGUUGCAGCUAUUUGCCCAUGGAAUUUUCCAUUGAUGCUUGCAAUCGGGAAAAUUGCGCCAGCUCUAGCCACGGGAAACUGCGUUAUCCUCAAACCCUCGCCGUUCACUCCAUACUCGUCUCUUAAGCUCGCAGAGCUCGCCCAGCAAGUGUUUCCUCCGGCAGUUCUACAAGUCCUCCAUGGAGACAACGAACUGGGUCCUUUAUUAGUCAAGAACCCUGAUAUUCGCAAGAUUUCUUUCACUGGAUCUACGGCUACAGGAAAAAGGAUUCUGAAAGAUGGAGCAGACACCAUGAAGCGAAUUACCCUUGAGACCGCUGGUAACAAUGCUUCUAUUGUCCUUCCCGACGUUGACCUCAAGGCCAUCAUUCCUCAAAUUUCUGGAGGUCUAUGGUUCAAUGCUGGACAGGUCUGCGCCGCCACACGUCGUCUGUACAUUCAUCAAGAUAUUUUCGACGAGGCAGUGGCUCAGCUUGAGGAGGCUACAGCGGGGGCAGCCAAGGACCUUGUCUCAGGUGUCGGGCCAAUUCAAAAUCAGGUGCAAUAUGAGAAGCUCAAACAGGCACUCGCUGACGCAAGACAAGCUGGCUGUGAACUGUUAUCGCCGGCUCGGACGGAACCGGAAGAAGGAUUCUUUAUCCAGCCGACCAUCGUCAAGGACCCAUCACCACAUGCUGACAUCGCUCAACAAGAAAACUUUGGCCCCAUCGUCUCGUGCAUCAAAUUCUCAUCCAUCGAUGAAGCCGUAGCAAUGGCCAAUAGUAGCAACAGCGGUCUUGCUGCUAGUGUGUGGAGCAAGGAUGUAUCGGCCGCCAGGCGCGUGGCGUCUUCUCUCGAGGCUGGCAACGUCUACGUUAACGGACCGCCCCGUCCUGAUCCUCAUGUACCGUUUGGGGGGCAUAAGCAGAGUGGUCUGGGCGUUGAGUAUGGGCUGCAGGGCUUAGUAUCGUUCUGCCAAACAAGGUCCACGUACCUGUACAAGUAG